AUGGGAAACCUCUGCGGAAAGGAAUCGAAAUCCGACAAUUUCGCCGGCCCCGGCCGCACCCUGGGCGCCGCUCCCGCGCCCUCGGACAACGCUCGUGCAUCCAUCCCCGCCGCAAAGAAGAGUGCGCCGCCGCAAGGCCCCGGCCGGACGCUGGGUGCCGGGCCAGAGGCAGGCGGCGACAACGACCCUCGCAGUGCCGCCGCAAGAGCUGCUGAAACACGGGCCGCGAAUAACCAGGCCAAGACGACGAAGAACCAGAAACUCACCAACCGCGCAGCAUUAGAGGAGGCCAGCUACGCCGAGCGAAGGCAACGCGACGCGGAUGAGAUGGCCAAUGCCAGGGCUUGGAAUUGA
This is a messenger RNA of Diplodia corticola, 354 nucleotides long. RefSeq lists its product as uncharacterized. The coding region runs from base 1 to 354 and encodes 117 amino acids. NCBI's taxonomy places the organism in Eukaryota, Fungi, Ascomycota, Dothideomycetes, Botryosphaeriales, Botryosphaeriaceae. The transcript is spliced from 2 exons. The record is from RefSeq and is a predicted model, not a curated record.